This is a messenger RNA of Yamadazyma tenuis ATCC 10573, 1767 nucleotides long. It is a transcript of the gene PHO89, whose product is annotated as Pho89p. Gene Ontology annotation, cellular component: membrane. The record is from RefSeq and is a predicted model, not a curated record. Lineage: Eukaryota; Fungi; Ascomycota; Pichiomycetes; Serinales; Debaryomycetaceae. Gene Ontology annotation, biological process: phosphate ion transmembrane transport.
AUCAACCGAAAACCAAUUACAACAAUGGCCGUUUUACAGCAGUUUAACUAUAUCUUCGCCAUUGCGAUGAUCUUUGGGUUCUUGGAUGCCUUCAACAUCGGAGCCAAUGAUGUGGCGAACUCAUGGGCCUCAUCUGUAUCAUCACGGUCCUUGAAAUACUGGCAAGCCAUGGUUUUGGCAGCCAUAUGCGAGUUACUUGGUGCGGUUCUCGUGGGUUCAAGGGUGUCCGACACCAUCAAGAACAAGAUCAUAGAUGUAUCCUUAUUUGAAGACGAUCCAGCCGUAUUGUUGUUGACCAUGACCUGUGCGUUGGUGGGCUCUUCCCUCUGGUUGACGUUUGCUACACUCAUAGGGUUACCAGUUUCCACCACACACUCUAUUGUAGGAGGAAUCAUUGGUGCUGGAAUUGCUGCAAAAUCCGCAAGCAGUGUCGUAUGGGGCUGGGACGGAGUGGCUCAGAUUAUUGCCUCAUGGUUCAUUGCUCCAUUAUUAUCGGGGAUCUUAUCGUCAGUGGUCUUCUUGAUCUCAAAGUAUGGAGUAUUGGAAAUUAAGGACUUUAAGCGUUCCUUGAAAAAUGCAUUAUUGCUCGGACCGAUUUUGACGUUAAUUACCUUUUCCAUCUUAACUAUGUUAAUUGUAUGGAAAGGGUCUCCAAGCUUGAACUUAGAUGACCUAUCCCAGGGAGCUACCGUGGGAUCCAUUCUCGGAGUUGGUGGCGUUGCCAUGGUCAUUUACACCUUGUUCUUAUAUCCUUUCUACAGAAGAAAAUUGGUGUACGAAGACUGGACUUUAAGGUUCUACGACGUGUGGAAAGGACCCAUGCUCUAUUUCCAGUCCACCAACAACAUCCCCCCAAUACCAGAAGGACACAACUUGGUGAUUGACUACUACGCCGGGCGCAGACACGAAACCGAAACCUCUGUCCAAGAUGCAGAAACCCACAUUGAACCCGAUAAGUCUACCAGUGAUAAAAUCGAUGGUAGUGUCACCUUUGAAAGCGUCAACAGCAACAACAAAUGGGCCGACCUCUUCAAAGAUGGGUGUCCAGAAGGGAUGCGUACCAAACAAUUCUGGGGCGUAUUGGCCAAGAGUCCAGCUCAAUGGCCGUACCUUUUGUGGCAGAUUUUAAUCCACGGCUGGAACAGAGAUGUGAUUAAUUCUCAGGUCAACGACAAAGACAUGUUAUCAGGGGACUUGAAGAAGAUGCACCUGAAGUCCAAGUAUUAUGACAACAGAAUCGAGCAUAUGUAUUCGUUCUUGCAAGCUUUGACAGCUGGUACGAUGUCUUUUGCUCAUGGAGCCAAUGAUAUAGCCAAUGCCACAGGGCCGCUUUCGGCCGUGUACAUCGCGUGGACCACAAACACAAUCGGAUCCAAGGCCGAUACGCCUUUGUGGAUCUUGGGAUAUGCCGGGGUAGCUUUGGUUAUUGGGUGCUGGACCUUGGGCUAUAAAAUCAUGAAAAACUUGGGAAAUAAAAUGAUUUUGCAGUCACCUUCUAGAGGGUUUGCCAUCGAAUUGGGGGCUGCUGUGACCACGGUGAUGGCCACACAGUUGGCCAUUCCAGUUUCUACCACCCAGUCGGCCGUGGGGUCGAUUGUAUUUGUUGGUUUGUGCAACAAGGACGUGAGAUCUGUCAACUGGAGAAUGGUUAUUUGGUGUUAUUUUGGUUGGUUUUUCACGUUACCGGUGGCAGGAUUAAUUGCCGGACUUUUGAAUGCCAUAAUCUUGCACGCUCCACGUGAGGGUGGAGAUUAUCAGUUGAGUUAG